UUCAAUCCUCACGUCGACAAUCAACCAUUCGACAAGAUACCGCCCACCAUGUCUUCCAAGGUCAAGGCUGGUCAACUCUGGGGAAAGAGCAAGGAUGAGCUCACAAAGCAGCUGGAUGAGCUGAAGACCGAGCUGGCUCAGCUCCGUGUCCAGAAGAUCACUGGCGGUGCUUCGUCGAAGAGCCUGCGGAUUCACGACGUCCGCAAGUCGAUCGCCCGUGUCUUGACCGUCAUCAACGCCAACCAGCGAUCCCAGCUCCGCCUCUUCUACAAGAACAAGAAGUACCUCCCUCUUGACCUCCGCCCCCGCCUCACUCGCGCUCUUCGACGCCGCCUCACCAAGCACGAGGCUACCCUCAAGACUGAGCGCCAGCGCAAGAAGGAGAUCCACUUCCCUCAGCGGAAGUACGCCAUCAAGGCGUAAAUCCAAAAAGGAAAAGAAUGGAUCGAGUCUGGAUCUUGAUGAUGGAGUUCUGGGACGUCGUUUUGACCUGGCCCACCUGUUGUAGAACAGGAGGUCUUGAAUAAAAGACAUGGAUAAUGUAUCUUAGAAGAUAAGAUGCAGGUCGAUCUUGAAU
Messenger RNA from Aspergillus nidulans FGSC A4, 577 nucleotides. Its product is annotated as 60S ribosomal uL29 domain-containing protein. Gene Ontology annotation, biological process: translation; maturation of LSU-rRNA from tricistronic rRNA transcript (SSU-rRNA, 5.8S rRNA, LSU-rRNA). The transcript has 4 exons. Lineage: Eukaryota; Fungi; Ascomycota; Eurotiomycetes; Eurotiales; Aspergillaceae. Gene Ontology annotation, cellular component: ribosome; preribosome; cytosolic large ribosomal subunit. The record is from RefSeq and is a predicted model, not a curated record. Bases 49 to 423 code for a protein of 124 amino acids. Gene Ontology annotation, molecular function: structural constituent of ribosome.